UACGCCUUCCCCAAGUCCCUUACCAUCUACUUCAAGGAAAUCCAGGAGUAUUUCUCCAUCUCCUACAGUGAGAUAGCCUGGGUCUCCUCCAUCAUGCUGGCUACCAUGUAUGCAGGAGGACCCGUGAGCAGUGUUUUGGUGAACCGCUAUGGGAGCCGCCCGGUGGUGAUAGUUGGAGGGCUAAUGGUUGGGGUUGCAAUGGUAAUGGCUUCUUUUGGCACCACCAUUUUGCAUUUGUAUUUAUGCGUGGGAGUCAUUGGAGGCUUUGGCUUAGCUUUUAACCUGCAACCAUCUCUUACAAUAAUCGGUAAAUACUUCCUUGUGAAAAGGCCCAUAGCAAAUGGCCUGGCAAUGGCAGGUAGCCCAGUCUUCCUGUCCACUCUGGCUCCCCUCAACCAGUUUCUCUUUGACCAUUUUGGAUGGCGGGGAAGCUUCCUCAUCCUCGGAGGAGUGCUGUUCAACUGCUGCAUGGCAGGAUCCCUUAUGAGACCUAUCAAGAUGAGGAAAACCACUGAUGAGAACGACACGGGAAAGCUGGACGUCACCUCUCAGAGAGCUGAGCAAAACGAGUCCAAGCAGUCAGGCUGUGCCACCAAAGUCAACCAAUUCAUUGAUGUCUCCCUCUUCAAGCACAGAGGUUUCCUUAUCUAUCUGGUGGGAAAUGUGCUCAUGUUUUUUGGGUUUUUUGCUCCAGUAGUCUUCCUGGCACCAUAUGCCAAGCAUCAGGGGAUAGAUGAGUACUCCGCAGCAUUCCUGCUCUCCAUAUUCGCUCUAGUAGACAUGUUUGCACGUCCUGGAACGGGUUUGGUCGCCAACACCAGAUGGAUUAGACCCAAGAUCCAGUAUUUCUUCAGCCUUUCUGUGACAUUUAAUGGCCUGUGCCAUAUAAUGUGUCCGCUCUUACCAGGUUACAGUGGCCUGGUGGUGUACGCAGUGUUUUUCGGCCUGGCUUUUGGGAUGGUGUGUGCUCUCCUGUUCGAGGUCCUCAUGGAUUUGGUGGGAGCCCAGCGGUUCUCCAGUGCGGUCGGGCUUGCUACCAUUAUAGAGUGUGGGCCUGUCCUGCUAGGGCCACCAAUCUCUGGUUUGCUGGUCGACAUCUUCAUGGACUAUAAAUACAUGUACUUUGCUUGUGGCGUGAUGAUGCUGCUUGGAGGUAUCUUCCUUUUCAUCAUGAACUAUUACAACUACAGAUGGUUGGAAAAGGAAGGAAAACAGAGAAAGGUGGAGGAGCUAGAGAUCGGCUCAGCCAAAGAACUUGCUGCCAAUGAGGAAAACAAAGACAACGAGGAAGAGAUCAGAUGGAACACACAGGAGGAAGGAUGAUCUGUCUGUCUGUCUUAAUAUCUGUUGUUCUGUCUACUUAUUUAUUGUUCUGUCAUUGUAUUUAUACGUAUAUCUAUCUGUCGUUGGUAUAUCUGCCUUUCUAUCUGUCUACCUAUCUACUGUAUGUAUAUCUGUCCUUUUAUCUAUAUGUCUAUCUGUCAAGAAAGAGGCAAAGAGUUGAAAUGAUUUUAUAUCCGUUUCCUCUAUAUCAUGUUAAAGCUUCUACUGUGAUAUAAGAGACAUGAAGUAGUACUGGUAGUAUUUCAGAAAUAUCUGACUGCUGAGACUGACCAAUCAGAAUCAAGUAUUCCAGAAAUCAGCAUUUUGUAUUUUAUUAAGAUUUAUUGCUUUAAUUGUAGAGUUUUCAUUGUAUAUUAUUACUUAAACAAUGAUAUAGGUUUAAUUUCAGUCUGAAAAUGUUACGCAGGUUGGCAAACAGAUGACUGGAAAAAAAACAAAAAACAGAUGAGUGUACAUUAUUAUAACAGACAUUAA
Messenger RNA from Carassius carassius (crucian carp), 1818 nucleotides. RefSeq names its product solute carrier family 16 member 7 (gene slc16a7). Gene Ontology annotation, molecular function: monocarboxylic acid transmembrane transporter activity. Lineage: Eukaryota; Metazoa; Chordata; Actinopteri; Cypriniformes; Cyprinidae. The transcript is spliced from 4 exons. Gene Ontology annotation, biological process: monocarboxylic acid transport; transmembrane transport. Bases 94 to 1323 code for a protein of 409 amino acids. The record is from RefSeq and is a predicted model, not a curated record.